Dentiscutata erythropus is the source of this 437-nucleotide messenger RNA. NCBI's taxonomy places the organism in Eukaryota, Fungi, Glomeromycota, Glomeromycetes, Diversisporales, Gigasporaceae. The record is from the annotation of a GenBank genome assembly.
CAUGUAGAGAUUUUAUCGUCUUUGUACUUUUAUGUCUAGUAUUUUUUGCUUUGAUUGUCUCUUCUGUGUGUGAUUAUAAUACUACAUGCAAAUGUCCUGCAAAACAUCUAUCUGGUACAUUCUGCGGUGAUGAUAUUGGAUGUAAUAAAGAUAAUGUUUACGAAUGUCCUAUACCUGGCUCCACAACAUGUGAAUAUGGACCUCGUGAUUCUUGUAAGUUGUGUGGGAAAUUGGUUUGUAAAUCUCAACCACUACCAUCUACAUCAAAGCCACCAUCUACAACUGCAUGUAAUCCUGCUUGUGUUAAACCUAACACAUGUGUUAAUGCAAAAUGUGUAUGUCAAUCAUCGAAUUGUUCAAAAGGACAAAAGUGUGAUAGUAAUUCACCAUUAGAUGCUCUAGAAGCUUUUGGUGCUUGUGAAGCUAUAAUAACAGGU